AUGAAGCUGCUUCCAAUACUCUCGGCAAUCGCUUUGUCGAUUCGUCAAGCGCAAGCUUCCAUUGGGCCUGUCACUAAUCUCCAUAUUGUCAAUGCUAACAUUGCACCAGACGGCUUCAAUCGCUCUGCCGUUCUUGCUGAUGGAACAUUUCCAGGACCUACAAUUGCGGGUUAUAAAGGAGACAAUUUUAGGAUUAAUGUACAGAACUCCCUGACCGAUCAUACAAUGAAUAAGACAACUUCGAUCCACUGGCACGGUCUUUUCCAGCACGGAACUAAUUGGGCCGAUGGUCCUGCAAUGGUUACUCAAUGUCCAAUAAUCUCGGGGGAUUCAUUCCUGUACGACUUCAACGUCCCAGAUCAGGCCGGCAAGUGUCUCAAAUUUUGUAUUUGGUCUAUCAUAAAGAUUAACCCUAAUGCAGGGACAUUCUGGUACCAUAGCCAUGAAGGGCUUCAGUAUUGUGAUGGCUUGCGAGGGCCAUUCAUUGUGUACGACCCUUUCGACCCACAUGCAGAUCUGUACGAUGUCGAUAAUGGCAACACAAUUAUCACGCUAUCGGACUGGUACCACGUCCCCGCUGUGCAAGUCCCCAUUCCUGCAAAUCCGGACUCUGUUUUGAUCAACGGAUUAGGCCGUAUGGCGGGUGACACAACUUCCCCUCUGUCUGUCAUAACUGUGACCCAAGGAUUACGCUAUCGGUUCCGACUCAUUUCCAUGUCCUGUGAUCCAUUCUUCAAUUUCACUAUCGAUGGCCACGACAAUUUCACAAUAAUAGAAGCUGACGGCGAGAACACUGUUCCAUUAUCUGGAAUCGACUCUAUACAGAUUUUCGCUAGCCAACGUUAUUCGUUCAUUCUGGAAGCCAAUCAACCGAUUGGAAAUUAUUGGAUUAGAGCUGCACAAGAAACCCUUGGUACUCCAGUGCCGCAAUCUGGCAUGGCUAUCCUCCGUUAUGAGGGUGCUCCUGAUGCUUACCCUGAGACUGAUGCAACGCCAUCUCAAUUUCCCCUCUUUGAACCCGACCUACAUGCCCUUACCGACCCAACACCCCCCGGAUUGCCAACCUUAGAUGGCGUAGAUGUAGAUCUCAAUUUGGACGUUACUUUUAACACUACAGACGGACGGUUCUUCGUGAAUGGACAUACCUUCAUCUCGCCCCCCAUUCCCGUUCUUCUCCAAAUACUGAGUGGCCACUACACUGCUCAGGAUUUGCUUCCCGAAGGAAGCGUCUACACUCUCCCGCGAAACAAAAGCGUCCAGCUUACCAUUCCUGGUGGCGUCGUGGGCGUUAGGCACCCGGUGCAUUUACAUGGCCAUUCAUUCUCUGUCGUCAAGAGUGCCGGUACUGGCCUUUCGGGCAGUGGCUACAACUUCGUCAAUCCGGUUCGCCGAGAUGCUGUUAACAUUGGCUUGGCCGGUGACAACGUUACUAUCCGGUUUGAUACAAAUAACCCAGGACCGUGGUUUUUCCAUUGUCAUAUUGAUUUCCACUUGUACGCUGGGUUUGCUAUUGUCUUCGCAGAGGAUCCCCAAGAUACUCCAUUUGUUGAUACCCCUCCUCUGGCCUGGCAAGAGCUAUGUCCCAAAUACGACGCACUUCCCCCCUGGGAUACGUGA
Molecule: messenger RNA, 1617 nt
Organism: Fibroporia radiculosa
Lineage: Eukaryota; Fungi; Basidiomycota; Agaricomycetes; Polyporales; Fibroporiaceae
Exons: 12
Coding region: 1-1617 (538 amino acids)
Molecular function (GO): copper ion binding; oxidoreductase activity
Source: RefSeq, a predicted model, not a curated record